This is a messenger RNA of Thermothelomyces thermophilus ATCC 42464, 513 nucleotides long. RefSeq lists its product as uncharacterized. The transcript is spliced from 3 exons. NCBI's taxonomy places the organism in Eukaryota, Fungi, Ascomycota, Sordariomycetes, Sordariales, Chaetomiaceae. The annotation marks the transcript as partial. The record is from RefSeq and is a predicted model, not a curated record.
GUCUCGAUCCCAUUUGGCCUGGGUGCGCUCACCUUCAUCGCCUACAUCCACCAUGGUUGGGAACCGGAGCUAGCUACGAGUGUCGACAUCCUGUCCCCCUCAUUCUUUCCCAUACUACUAGCGGGAGUUAUGGUAGAUACGUAUGAGGUGGUAUAUUUGCUCUUCCUAAGCCGCAGGCGAUCCAUCAGCCCCAUGGCGGUGCGCUUUGACGUCCUCUCAGUAGGCUCGGGCAUCUUCUGCUUCAUGGUGUUGGGCAUAACGGACAAGGGCGCCGGGGGGCGGCGAGCCUGCUGGGCCGCCGACAUGAUCAAGGCCAUGGUUUAUCUAACACGGCUUUGCUAUAGCUUUGUCCACGCGGCAUUCAUCGUUCUCCCUGCCGCCGGGAAGAUCCGAAUCUACCACUCCACCACAAGCACACUUGGAAACACCCAGACAGCCGGAAAUCAACCUGAAGUACCGGAAACUGCCCAGAACAGGGGGCAGACACCAAGUCAACCUACGAUAAUAGGGUGA